AUGCAACUUCCAUUCAUCUCCAUGUUUCCUGCAAGCAGGUCAUUACCUGCUUACCAGACAAUUUUUUUUUCAGCCCAUCUUUCCUUUCUGGUUUUAGCUUACCACUUUGUUCUCUGCUCCACAUCUUCCUCCCUACUGCCCCCAAUGCCCCUUUCUAGGACAGAGUGGGGUCCACCGGCCAGGGGCUCAGGGGACUUUGGGCUCUGGCAAGGCUGUGGCAUGCCUGGUGGAGAUCCUACUCUCAGUUUGGGCCUCCUGGCAUCCACAAGGCAGGCACCAUGGCUGGAGAGCUGGGAUGUGUAG
Rangifer tarandus platyrhynchus (Svalbard reindeer) is the source of this 303-nucleotide messenger RNA. The record is from the annotation of a GenBank genome assembly. NCBI's taxonomy places the organism in Eukaryota, Metazoa, Chordata, Mammalia, Artiodactyla, Cervidae.